Molecule: messenger RNA, 4212 nt
Organism: Daldinia loculata
Lineage: Eukaryota; Fungi; Ascomycota; Sordariomycetes; Xylariales; Hypoxylaceae
Exons: 5
Coding region: 391-4107 (1238 amino acids)
Biological process (GO): protein phosphorylation
Molecular function (GO): protein kinase activity; ATP binding
Source: RefSeq, a predicted model, not a curated record
UGAUAAUGCAAAGCCAAGCCGGAGAAAGGCUUGCAAACUUGCUUAAGAAGUGCACUUUCUCUUGUUCAUGACGUGUGCUCCAUGCAGGCUCUUCGUUAGCUAUUGUAUAUGAUCUUAUGGCAAUGGUACACCGCUUUUUCUAACGGCAUAUCGAAUUUCCUAGGAUUGGGGUGGCGUUUGAGGCUGAAUCUCAUCAUCUUCAUCCUCUUCAUUUUACAGCUUUAAGAACACUAGUAUAUCCAGAGGAACCCUAAGUUCAAGCAAAGUUUAGCACAGAUCAGUCUAUCGACACAUUUAUUCACUACAUUACUUCAAGUCACACCCAAAGGCACUUGCUAUCUUCAUAUCGUUCACUAGGUAUAACCAAAGGUUAUGUGAUGAGACAGAAAGAUGAAGUCCAAAACUAAGCCCACGUCACGCAAAAAGUACCCAGCCAUUACAGCCUUAAGGCGCAAGGUUAACACUGCGAUGGUGUUUAAUCACGAGAAAUCCAAAUUUCUGCCUUAUGAUCAACUUGCUAAACUUGUUACGCCAAGCGCCGUAACCGAUGUUCUCAAAGACGCAGGUGUAUCAUGUGCCGAGAGUCUCACAGAGUUUGUUCUAAAUGGAAACGCAAGAAGACUUUUCCUGAUUCUAGUACUUAUGUCGAGGAAGAAAAUGAAAUUUUCGAUGCUCACUUGCUUCAAGCAAAGCAAGAUCACUGAUGCGUCCUUACCGAUCAAGUUUGACUACGACGACGACAGCGAUGAUGGCGAUGGAAACGAUGACAACGGUGAUAACGAUGGUGACGAUAGCAACUAUGAUAACGAUGACACCGAUGGCACUGAUAACACCGAUGGUAUUGAUGGCACCGAUAGCACCCUACAUUGUUCACACUGGACCUCCCUUGAGACUGGUCGUACCGGAGACCUUUUCGGCGUUUGUGAUCCAGAUGACUUGCUCCUAGUUGAAUACAAUCAAUGGGAAUUAUUGGCACCAGUAUUCAGUCUUGAUCCUUUCCGUAUCGAGCUCAACAAGAAGCGGGUAUUGCCAUAUUUGCAAGCUGAACCGAAGCCUGCUAGUAGUGGAUUCUUUGGUGAAGUAUCGCAGAUAAAAGUUCACCCAGCACAUAUCCCCUCUCUGAUAAAUCCCGAUACACCUGAGACAGCGAUAUCAAUCGCUAUAAAAAAGGCCAAGCAUGGCGAUGAGCUUGCAAAGUUUUUUGACAAGGAGGCGAGCAAUCUCUACAAGAUCCAACAAUACAAAUCACCACAUUUAAUUUCACCAAUUGCUGCAUACCGAAUCGGUGAGGACCGGUGUCUCGUUUUCCGAUGGGCAGACGGCGGUAACCUGUUAAAUUAUUGGGAAAAGUCCUCGAAUCAGAACCUAGAUCGUGACAGCUUACACUGGCUUCUUAGCCAAGUUAAGGGGAUCUGCUCGGCCCUCCGUGACUUACACGAGGAGAAUACCAGGCAUGGAGACUUGAAGCCUGAGAAUAUUCUCUGGUUCAAGAACAGCAUGGGUCGUGGGAUUUUGCAAAUCGCCGACUUGGGGCUUGCUGCGUUCCACGAGAAAGAAGCAGAUACCCAGAAUCGUAAAGGGAUAGGAACUUCCACACCCUCAGGAACAUCAAGAUAUGAGCCGCCAGAGAUGGACGAAAAGCGAAACAAAGAUGAUCCUCGGUCUCGGCAAUACGACAUAUGGUCAAUAGGCUGCGUCUUGCUUGAACUAUUACUAUGGCUCAUGUACGGCUACGGAAGCCUAGGCAUAUUUACUAACGAAACUCCUCAUUUUUGGUACACAUCAACUAAAAGGGUUUAUAUUGUCCAUCCUUACGUUGAAUCAUGCAUGAAAGUUAUGAUGGAGGACCUCAAAGGUAAGAUGAACGUGAAGGUGUAUAUUGAUCUUCUCGAUCUAGUCCGGGACAGGCUUCUGGUCGUCGCGGUUUCAGAUUCUUAUCAGAGUUCACCAACGCAUCGAGAGACGGCCAAUAAUCUAUGCGAGAGAAUGGAGCGUAUUGCCAAAGAAAGUACUGAUCAUUUCGCUGUUAUUAAAUUGGAAUACCCGGCCGAUAGAAUCUCGAAGCAGACAUUUUACAAGAUCGACGGCAGUCUAGCACUGCCCCAACGCGGAGAUGUCCAUAGGCUUCCUCCUAUUCCAUCCGCUGAUCCUGCAUCGGGUGCUCCUAGUAUCGGCGGGAAUGGAAUCCCUAUCCGCCUUCAUGCACCAACGGGAGAGGGCAAUUUGAGCUCUGAGAGCACAGAUGCAUUGGGGAAAACGGUUCAAUCAAUUCAUCAGGAACAUACCAGUAUUCUCGAUGAUGAAUGGAGUUUUACACCCGACGACGAGUUUGCAAUACGAUUUCUUAAUUCGGUUGGAUGGGAUAAAGUCAAGCCUGGGCAACCAAACGUUAUUCCUUCACUAUGCACGGGCUGCAGCGAUUUACAGUCGACCCUAAUGUUCGAUAGCGAGUAUGAUAUUUCGUAUCUAAAGCUAAUGUCAGAAACUUGUAAUUUGUGCAACCUUUUCUCCAAGUCAUUAGCUAGUACUGGAACAAACCCCCUAGAUAUCACUACGCUGAGACGGGAUGGGGUUACAGUAAGUGUUAAGGAUGGCCCAAAGCUCUUGUCAAUCUAUACAGAUCCAGACUCGAAUCGCCCUAAAGGCGCCCAGUUAGGAUUGCCUAAGCUUUUACAACCGGGUAGCUGUGACCAAUUUGCUCUACUGCAACAGUGGAUCAAUGUAUGCGAUUCUAGCCAUGAGAUGUGUCGUCGUAACGAUGAGUAUGUCCCGACCAUGCCGACCCGCCUAAUCGAAGUUGGCAAUCCUAUCAGGCUUGUCGAUUCAACUAGAGUUGCUCCAUCACCAUAUAUCGCUUUAAGCCAUUGUUGGGGACUACCCGGGGAUAACACAAAAUUCUGCACAUUUAGGCACAAUAUCAAUCAGUUCAAAGACUCAAUCGACUUCAAAUGGCUCCCUGCCACAUUUAGGGAUGCUGUAAGCGUUACUCGCGGACUUGGUCUCGCGUAUAUCUGGAUUGACUCGCUCUGCAUUAUUCAGGAUGAUGAAUUAGACUGGCAAAAUGAGGCGGGUAGGAUGGAGCAGGUAUUUAGCGGAGCGUACUUCACAAUUGCGGCAAGCUCGGCCAAGUCAUCCAAUGAGGGGUUUCUCUCACCGCGUACACAGCGUCCUUGUGUUCAGCUGUCUAUGCAGGGCAUGAGACAGCUUUACGUAUGCCCGAACAUUGACGAUUUUCAUAAGGAUAUCGAAGCAGGGGAGCUCAACCGCCGGGGUUGGGUAUUGCAAGAGAGAGUUUUAUCUCGGCGCUCAAUCUACUUCAGUUCUAAUCAAGUUUAUUGGGAAUGCGGUGCUGGGGUGCGUUGCGAGACCUUAGCAUGUCUCUAUAAUUCCAAGACCGCAUUCCUCGGCGACGCUAAUUUUCCUAAGUCCGCAUUGGAAUACUAUCGGGAUGGAAGGCAAGUACUUAUCCAGGACCUGUAUGAGAGGUACUCCGGACUAGCAUUUACAAGACCCUCAGAUAGGGCUGUGGCAAUCCUCGGUCUACAGAAACGGCUAGCGGAGGCUUUCAAGUCAAAAGCGAUGUUUGGGCUUUUUGCGACCUACUUUGCGAGAGGUUUAUUAUGGCGGCGUCGUGAUAAACGCAUGGGGCGCAUUGCCUGGCCGAGUGGACGCCACGUUCCAAGCUGGUCUUGGUUCUCAAAGGAGGGGCCUAUUAAAUAUAUGAACCUCCAGUUCGAGAAGAUUGAAUGGGCCACCAAGGAGUUCAAGAGCCCCUUUCAACGUCACCCUACUGCUACCUUUGAGUAUCCAAUAGAAGCACAUAAGGAUGAAAACUUUGGCAUCAUACAGGGUCGGGCUAGAAAAGUGAACCUCACAAAGCUGGAGAUGCUCGUACGGAUUGUUUUCGAUGCUGAGGAGGAAUUCGAUGUUGAAAAUUUACGUUGCGUAGUUAUUGGGCGAGAUAAAAGAGACAACGGUGUGGAUGAGCCAAAACAGCAUGUGCUUGUUGUUCAUCCACUCAAUGAAAUAGCUUAUGAAAGAGUUGGUGUCGCAUCUCUGAGACCAGCGCAUUUGGGAGAUGGUGGACCUUGGAUUGCAAUUUACUGACUAGGUUCUUUAAAAUAAUGAGGGUUACUAUAUUAUUAUUUCUAGGGGAAGAUUGUUUGAUUCAUAAAACAAUUUUGAUUAUACAAGAAAUUCAAUCCUCGUGCG